UCGGGGCGGUUUCAACUCUGUACAGGCAGUCAUGGGUUAUGUGUCUGCCUGUGCGCUGCUGCUUCUCGUAGGCACCUUCAAUACGCGGGCGCCACAGGCUGUGGUGCUCGGUGCAGGAUCUGAAGCGGGCUUUGAAAAGGUCGGCGACGCCGUCGCCGCAGGAGAGGGCUUUGGCAAGGAUGGCGCCGCAGGAGACGCGGGCUUUGACAAGGAUGGCGACGGUGACGCCGACGGCCGCGUCGAGCUCACACUCGAGUGGUCCGACUGCUCCGAGGACGACGGCGACGAUCCGCCCGGCGAGUACCAUGCCAAGGUGGUGGGCCUCGACGUCUACUACACCAGCACCGGCGCUCCCACCCCACGAUUCAAGGGCAAACAGACGCUCCCGCUGGGCAGAAACCUGACCAUCGUGUUUGCAACGCUCAACCGGAUCGCCACGCCGCCUGGAACGGCCUUUGCGGCAGCCGCGUCUGGCUUCCCCUUCUCGAUGUCGGGCAGCACUUGCGACGCGCAGGCGAUCGCCAUCCCGCUGGGCUUGGGCGGCGUGCAUUUCUCCGGCCGGCCGUGCCCGCUCCCGCCCGGCCUGCAAAAGACAAAUGUGACCGUGCUGCUGCCCGCGGUGCUGCCGCUCGGCCAGCUCUCCUUCCUCAACAUGCAAAGCCUCUCGCUCGACGUGAAGCAGGUCCUGCCGUCCGUGGAUGGCGCGCCCGAGGUCAAGCUCUGCUGCAGCCGAGUGCACUCGGAGAUCUUCUCCCCCGGCGGCCGCCCCACCUUUGGGUUUGGCUUCAACCCCUUUGGAUAGGCGAUUGGGCAGUCGGCACGUACGUGCUUCCACCCUCCCAGGCCCUCGCUCACCGCUGUACUGUGAAGCGUCGUACUGUUAGAGUUUUACAGAGGCAGGGGAUGA
Molecule: messenger RNA, 907 nt
Organism: Emiliania huxleyi CCMP1516
Lineage: Eukaryota; Haptophyta; Isochrysidales; Noelaerhabdaceae
Exons: 1
Coding region: 32-802 (256 amino acids)
Source: RefSeq, a predicted model, not a curated record